This is a messenger RNA of Danio rerio (zebrafish), 2343 nucleotides long. RefSeq names its product zinc finger protein 1137. The record is from RefSeq and is marked validated. Lineage: Eukaryota; Metazoa; Chordata; Actinopteri; Cypriniformes; Danionidae. Gene Ontology annotation, cellular component: nucleus. Gene Ontology annotation, biological process: regulation of transcription by RNA polymerase II.
AUUGGCUUAUUUUGCUAUAAGAAAACAACUUUGGAGGACAAACUACAAUUUUAGAUUCCUACAUUGGGAUUAUUACUAAAACAACAUACAAAGAAAAAUCCACUGAUGCCUUUUCUCAUCCCACUUCUUCAUUGAAGACUGAAAAGACUUACCUGAUUUCUGUUUGUUAAUGACUCUCAUAUAAAGAAACUGUUGAAGAUAAAGUGUCCAAACACAGAGAAAAACUCCUGCUGAAGCGACUGAUCUCCACACUGUUAUAAAGAUGGCGUUUAUUAAAGAGGAGAGUGAAGAUGUGAAGAUUGAAGAGACAUUCACAGUCGAACAGGAAGAUCUGCAGGAACAAACAGAAAUAAUUGAAGAGAACGAGAGGAGUAUAGAGGAGGAACAUCAUGUCAAAAUUGAGGAAAAAACUUUUUUACAGACUGAUGGUAUUUUGAAAAGGAGAGACAAGAAUCGUUUCACCUGCACUCAGUGUGGAAAGAGUUUUGGAAGAAAAGACAUUCUUAAGAUUCACAUGAUGAUCCACACUGGAGAGAAACCAUUCACAUGCACCCAGUGUGGGAAGAGUUUCAGCUUAUUGUGGUCCCGUAAUCUACACAUGAGGAUCCACUCUGGAGAGAAACCAUUCACAUGCACCCAGUGUGGGAAGAGUUUCAGCUUAUCGUGGUCCCGUAAUCUACACAUGAGGAUCCACUCUGGAGAGAAACCAUUCACAUGCACUCAGUGUUGGAAGAGUUUCAGCAGCUCAUCACACUUUAAUUACCACAUGAGGGUCCACACUGGAGAGAAACCAUUCACAUGCACUCAGUGUGGGAAGAGUUUCAGCUGCUCAUCAUCCCUUAAUCAACACAUGAGGAUCCACACUGGAGAGAAACCAUUCACAUGCACUCAGUGUGGGAAGAGUUUCAGCCAAUCAUCACACCUUAAUCACCACAUGAGGAUCCACACUGGAGAGAAACCAUUCACAUGCACUCAGUGUGGGAAGAGUUUCAGCCGCUCAUCAUACCUUAAUCAACACAUGAGGAUCCACACUGGAAAAAAAACAUUCACAUGCACUUAAGCCGCAGUCAUACUGGACUUUUCUACCCAUACACUUCCUUGCGUGUAUUCCAGCAUGUAGACUGUCUGUCUGUACCUGGGAGUAUUUCAUGUUGUCUCUGAGUGUACUACAUUCAUUCAUGAGAAAGACUUUUUUCAAACCAAUCAGUGCGCUCUAUUGUGUAUUUGGGGCAACUUCAUUAAUAUGUAUGAUAGCUUUAAAGACUGUUUUACCUGAAACAGUGUUCAGACGACAGAGAGACGACUAGUUGGGUUGCCAAAACAAGUGGGAGAAGAGGAAUUGUUUAAAGUCAGUACGUUAAUAUCAAUACAAUAUUAUGGACUGAAGGAUCUGCUGUAAAUGCUGGUCUCUUGAGUGUAAACAUGUAAACGCGUUUUUUGACAGGAUAGUCUACACGAGCACAUGGCUUUCUGACAUACUGAGUGCAUCUCAGUUACCGAGAAAUGCAGUUUUUUUUCCUCUUAUACAAUGUGCGGUAUCAAACAUUCCACUGUCAUUAAACAGUCAGUUACUGAUGUCCCUGUAAACAGUCACUGUCUUUCUCCCCUGCGUCUGUGUGUUUGUUGUGCCUCUGUGAAAAUUUUGUAGAAAUGUGUUGCGCUCCUUGCGUUUACUGUAAACACAAUGAUGGCAACUGAGAGAAGAACAGUUUCAUAAACAUCUGGCAAACAGCAUCUCUGCUGCUUAAAAUCUUUUUGCAAGUGAUUGUACAGGUGUGGAUACAUCUGUACUCUACUCUUCAGUGUAUUCAUGUAGCUAGUGUUGUUUUCGAUGAUGUUCUUUGUCUGACUCCCUGAAUGAGAAAAAAAAAAUCAUCUAUUUAUUAGUAAAGUUUCUUUACUUUUAGAUUCAAAAUUCUUUCUAGUUUACUACAUUUACUGUUUUGAGUAGAAUACAAACUUGAUGAAUAUUUUAUGAUUUAGGCAGAGCGACAAGUAUUUAGUUUUACAAUAUUAAUACACUGUGAUAAUCCCAAGACUCCAGAUUGGAAUAUGUGGUAAAUCCUGAUUGGAUUCCUGCAUUACUCAUCAAUGGGUAUAUAAAAGUUGUUGUGCUAGCUACCCCUGGACGCUGUGGCUACUCAGGAGUCCACAUGUCAAGACCUGCCAUCUCAUUGACUCUUUAACUUUAUGGUUUUGUUUUGCAUUACUUAUAUUAUGUAGUUAAAGUGUUGUUGUGAUUAUAUCCUAAGUUCUUUAUCUUCAUUAUUAUGCCUAGACAUUUGUUGGUUGCUUUGAUUGAUUGUUCUGAGUUACAUUUUAUAAUAAAUCAUUUGCAUUCAG